This is a messenger RNA of Cimex lectularius (bed bug), 2513 nucleotides long. RefSeq names its product calpain-3-like. The coding region runs from base 150 to 2354 and encodes 734 amino acids. Gene Ontology annotation, cellular component: cytoplasm. The record is from RefSeq and is a predicted model, not a curated record. NCBI's taxonomy places the organism in Eukaryota, Metazoa, Arthropoda, Insecta, Hemiptera, Cimicidae. Gene Ontology annotation, biological process: peptide cross-linking; proteolysis. The transcript has 16 exons. Gene Ontology annotation, molecular function: protein-glutamine gamma-glutamyltransferase activity; calcium-dependent cysteine-type endopeptidase activity.
AAUUUUUGUUGUGGUAUUUCUUUUAUAAAUAAUAUUCAAAAUUGUUUGUGUAUUUUAGCCAAAAAAUAUUGAAAUUUGGAGUAACUUUAUCACAUUGAACAAUACAGUACACUUAUACUUGAAAAAGACACAUAGACAAGAAUAUAAAUAUGAGCGACGGUUACCACUCACAUAGUGCCACAUCUGAGAGGGAAUCUCCAGAAAAAAAGGCUGUUUUCGUUGAUAAAUUUGAUUUCGACCUACACGCCAUCACCUUGACAUCUGAUGAGGUUUUGGAAGUAUCUUGGAAAAGGCCCACUUGUUUCAGCGUCCAUCCCGUUUUCGUACCGGCUAAUUUCACGCCCAGUAACAUAACUUCUGGAAAACUUGGGAACAAAUGGGUGAUAGCCGCCAUAUACAAUUUGCAGUUCAAUAAAAAACUUUUCCCUUUUGUUGUUCAAGUAGGGCAGGAUUUCGACGCAAAUUACUAUGGGGUUUUUCACUUUAGAUUUUGGAAGUUUGGGAAAUGGUAUGAAAUAAUAGUGGACGAUUUGCUGCCGUUCGAAGCUGCGUCGGACGUGCCUCUUUUCUCUCGGGACAAUCACCAAGACUCAUUUUGGUGUCCAUUACUUGAAAAGGCAUUUGCCAAGUUUCACGGUUCUUACAACAACCUGAAAAAUUUGACAGUUCCAGAAAUUUUCACAAACUUCACGGGCGGACUCUGCGAAGAAGUUUACACGAUCAAGACGAACAGCGGGGGAUUUUUGCAGUUGCAGCACAGGAUGAAGAAAAGACCUUUUGUUUGUGCCCAUUCAAAGAGCGAUGGUCGGUCCAAGGGAAAGAAUUUUAUUCCUAAUCACGCAUACGUUGUAACAUCCGUGGAAGUUGUAGAAGCUUCAAAACUUAAGUCGCAUCUUGUGCAGUUAAGAGAUCCGGGGGGCAAUAUACCAAAAUGGAAAGGAAAAUGGAGCAACUCUUCUAGGUCGAUCUACUGGGUCACCUUGUCCAAGAAAUUUAGAGAUGAGUACCUUUUAAACAAAGACGAGGCGCUUAUUUGGCUGGCGUACGACGAUUUCAUACGGUAUUUUGACUACAUGCUCAUAUGCAACUGUCAGAUUACUAACAUUUGGCCAAGAGAACCGGACGUAAAGGACGAACAGUUCUGGGACGUCACCAUGUUCGAAGGGAGGUGGAUCAAGAACAAAACUGCAGGAGGAUUGCCAAUUAGCCAAAUCGGUUACAAAAAUCCAAAGUACAAAUUUGAAAUAUUGCAGAACGAUAAAAAAAGUAUAUCACCGACUACAACAUUGAUAGCGUUGUCUCAAAAGCCGACAACAAUAAGCCUCCGGCAGAAUGAUAUCCUUGAAACCAACAGUGUUGUUUUAGGAUUUUACAUUUACAAAGUGGGCGACGAUAAACAUUACGUUUAUUGGAAGAAGUCUUUGGACAAUAUGAAGCUUUACAGCAAGAGCAAUUUUAAAAAAGGUCAAGUCAGUCAAAAGCUAUUUUUAAACCCUGGAACAUACUUAAUCGUUCCAUGCACCGAGAAAGAGGGCGACGAAGGAGAUUUUCUACUUAGAAUUUUUACAGAAUAUCCUCAUCAGAUACCCAUUGCACAUCAAGAGCAUAAAGUCGCUGGAGACUUUGACACGCAUGUGAGUCUAGUAGCCCCAAACGAAAUCGAUUUAGGGCAAUCGAUAAAAAUUUCACUUUUGGCGAACAACAAGGGCUCGAACGAAUUAGUAGCUAUGGCUACUCUCGGAAUAUAUUCCAAAUCUUUUAGAGCAUAUAAGCCAAUUAAGUCCCAACUGGAGCAUAUAAUUCUUUCCAAAAAAGGGGCCGUUGAAAUACCUUUGUGCAUCUCUUAUGAAGAGUAUGGUACCAAAAUCGACGACCAUUCCCUGCUGUGCGCUAUUUUUGAAAUAUCUGGAGUGGAAUCAAAAUACUUCGAUUGCGGGGUUAAAGUCAUAAGUUUGCGGAAACCCAAAAUCGAGUUUGACGCGGACAACAUUUGUGUAACUCCUUCAGGAUUAAAUAUGCACGCCGUUUUUCGAAACCCUCUUCCUGUUUCGCUCUAUCCUGGUUACGUAUCGGUCGAGGGAAAUGGGAUAAGUUACCAGAAGAAGACAUUCGCAGAAAUUCCACCAGACGGAAUUUUUAACAUUCUAUUCGACUGCGUUCCCGACACAGACUACGGCGAUAUAACAGCCACUGUGACGAUGGAGGCGAUACCGCUUGGUGUACUGAAAACCUCAGUUCGACUGUCGAGGUCCGUUUUGCAAAAGGAUGAAACAAAAGUUAUUAGUUGUUACAACAGCCCUAGACGACACAAAACUAUGUCGUUCCCUUCUGCUCAAGAGAGGAAGCGACGAUGACCACUGAAUGGUCGUAGAGUGAUGUCGUCUUAACCCGAAUUAAUGUGGUGGAAUGAUAUUGGCACUUUUAAACAAGGAGAGGUUUUGAAGGAUUUUCCAAAGUAAUUACAGCAAACUAAUGGUAAUAUGGAGGUUUCGUGAUAGAUAAUUUUAUGUAGA